Molecule: messenger RNA, 213 nt
Organism: Entrophospora sp. SA101
Lineage: Eukaryota; Fungi; Glomeromycota; Glomeromycetes; Entrophosporales; Entrophosporaceae
Source: the annotation of a GenBank genome assembly
AUGCAACCUGAACCUGAUAGAGAACAUUUGGAAGUUGUUAAAGAUAAUAUCCAAAAGCAUGAAGACUUUCCGAGAACUGUGAACGAACUUAAAAUUGCAUUGAGAGAGGAGUGGGAAAAUUUGGAUCGCUCUAUUUUCGAGGAGGUUGUUACCUCAAUACCAAAAAGAAUCGAUGCGGUAUUAAGAGCAAAUGGUGGGCCGACAAAGUAUUAG